GAGCCAAUUAAGCUUUCCCCGUCACCACCACAUUAUAUCCCCACUCUUCUCCCACCACUACAAUUUUCUUCUUUAACAUCACAAUUUCUAGCCACACAGGUAAAUUUGUUUCCUUUCAUUUCAGUUCUUUAGAAGAUUCAUUUUUCUUUUUGGAAACCUGAAAAUUUUGUUUCUAAUCAUAAUUAUUUUCCUUCCAUUGAGUUUUAGAGGGAUGAGUAAUUCAACUUUGUGCCGCCAUGCUAUAUAUGUAUAAUACGUAGGUAUUAGUUUGGUUUAGAUGGUGUCCAUGGUGGUUCUAGUUGGCACAAUGCCUUCCAUGGCUUCCCUGGUUAGUUUGGGAAGUGCGGGGGUAACCGGAACCAGUUCAUCAGAAUCAUCGUAUUCACUAGUUAGAAGAGUUUCAUUAUCUAAACGAAAUUUUGGAGGCACGAAGAAGUGGCUCUGUAGAUACUCGCUUACAACAACCACGACCACUGAUUUCAUUGCUGAGCAAGGCAAUGGAGCGUCCUUAGAUUCUAACACACUUAGAAGUAAAGUUAGCAGUGAUGAUGCGGAGAUUGUUCUUAAGCCAGCCCCUAGGCCGGUUUUGAAGUCCUCUGAGACUAUUUUAGGGAUUAAUUCAGUCCCCUGGGACAAGUCAGGAAUUGGUGGGCAAUCGUCAGAUGGGGAGAGGUCAGAUGCGGAAGAAGAGAGGAAUAAGGUGAUUGAGUCACUCGGCGAGGUGCUGGAGAAGGCUGAGAAAUUAGAGACUUCAAGGCCAGUUAGAAAGGAGAAUGACAAUGUGGGUAAACAAACACGAUCUAAUAUGAGUGGUGAUAAGGUGAAUGCAGCAGCAACCCGGAAGACUAAGACUUUGAAGAGUGUAUGGCGGAAAGGGGACACAGUUGCAUCAGUUCAAAAGACUGUUAGUGAGUCUCCCAAGGUUAAUAACGGGGCUGUGAAAGAGGAACCUAAGGUGGGAGGAGAUGUGAAAGUGGGAUCUCAACCAUUUAGACCCCCUCAACCACCUUUGAGACCUCAACCAAAGUUACAAGGAAAGCCAUCUGUAGCUCCUCCGCCGGCAAUAAAGAAACCUGUUUUGAAAGAUGUGGGGGCAGUUUCAAAGUCUUUAGUUACAGAUGAGUCAGAUUCUGACACGAAAACUAAAGAACGGAAGCCUAUUUUAAUAGACAAAUUUGCAUCAAAGAAACCUGUGGUUGAUCCACUGAUUGCUCAGGCUGUUUUAGCACCUACAAAACCAGGGAAGAACCCUACCCCUGGAAAGUUCAAGGAUGAUUAUAGGAAGAAAAACAUUUCAGCUGGAGGCCCAAGGAGGAGGAUUAUCAAUGAUGAGGACAUUGAGAUUCCCGAUGAAGAGACAUCAGAGCUGAAUGUCAAAAUUCCUGGUGCAGCUACAGCUAGGAAAGGGAGGAAAUGGAGUAAAGCUAGUAGGAAGGCAGCGAGACUCCAGGCUGCCAAAGAUGCGGCUCCUGUUAAAGUAGAAAUUUUGGAGGUAGAAGAAAAUGGUAUGUUGAUAGAAGAGUUGGCUUACAAUCUGGCUAUCAGUGAAGGUGAAAUUCUUGGGUAUCUAUAUUCAAAAGGAAUUAAACCAGAUGGGGUGCAAACUUUAGACAAAGACAUUGUUAAGAUGGUUUGUAAAGAGUAUGAUGUGGAAGUUCUUGAGGUCGAUCCAGUUCGAGUAGAAGAAAUGGCAAAAAAGAAGGAAAUUCUUGAUGACGAAGACUUGGACAAGCUAGAAGACAGGCCUCCUGUCCUUACUAUAAUGGGGCAUGUGGAUCAUGGGAAGACAACUCUUCUGGAUUACAUUCGAAAGAGCAAGGUGGCUGCUUCAGAAGCUGGUGGAAUUACACAAGGAAUUGGGGCAUAUAAGGUGCUAGUGCCAGUUGAUGGCAAGUUACAACCAUGUGUUUUCCUUGACACUCCUGGGCAUGAGGCAUUUGGGGCAAUGAGAGCUCGUGGAGCACGGGUUACGGACAUUGCUAUCAUUGUAGUGGCUGCUGAUGAUGGGAUUCGUCCUCAAACAAAUGAGGCCAUCGCCCAUGCUAAAGCAGCUGGAGUGCCAAUUAUAAUAGCUAUAAACAAGAUAGAUAAAGAUGGUGCUAGUCCAGAACGAGUGAUGCAAGAGCUUUCUUCAAUUGGUCUGAUGCCUGAAGAUUGGGGUGGUGACAUCCCAAUGGUCCAGAUUAGCGCACUCAAAGGGGAGAAUAUAGAUGAUUUAUUGGAAACUGUUAUGCUUGUUGCAGAGUUGCAAGAUUUGAAGGCUAAUCCUCAUAGAAAUGCAAAGGGUACAGCAAUUGAGGCAGGUCUUCAUAAAUCUAAAGGAGCUGUAGCUACAUUUAUUGUGCAGAAUGGCACACUUAAGAGAGGGGAUGUUGUUGUUUGUGGAGAAGCCUUUGGAAAGGUACGGGCGUUGUUUGAUGAUGGUGGAAAUCGUGUUGACGGAGCUGGGCCAUCAAUACCUGUGCAGGUUAUUGGAUUGAAUAAUGUUCCAAUUGCUGGUGAUGAAUUUGAAAUUGUUGAUUCCAUUGAUGUGGCACGUGAAAGGGCAGAGGCACGUGCUGAGUCGUUGCGGAACAAACGAAUAUCAGCCAAGGCUGGAGAUGGAAAGGUCACACUUUCUUCCUUAGCUUCUGCAGUUUCGGCAGGAAAGCUGUCUGGAUUGGAUUUGCACCAGCUUAAUAUUAUUAUGAAGGUUGAUGUUCAGGGAUCCAUUGAAGCUGUCAGGCAAGCCUUGCAGGUGCUCCCUCAAGAUAAUGUAACCUUGAAGUUUCUCCUUGAAGCAACUGGCGAUGUUAGUGCCAGUGAUGUUGAUCUUGCAGUUGCUAGCAAAGCAAUUAUUUUUGGAUUUAACGUCAAAGUACCAGGUUCUGUUAAGAGCUAUGCAGACAACAAAGGCGUAGAGAUUCGGCUAUAUAGAGUUAUCUAUGAACUUAUUGAUGAUGUACGAAAUGCAAUGGAAGGACUCCUAGAGCCUGUUGAGGAACAAGUAACAAUUGGCUCAGCACAAGUUCGAGCUACAUUCAGCAGUGGAAGUGGUCGUGUUGCUGGUUGUGUAAUAACAGAGGGAAAAGUGGUGAAAGGCUGUGGAAUUCGUGUUAUUCGAAAUGGAAAAACAGUCUAUGUUGGUGUACUUGAUUCUUUGAGGCGGGUUAAGGAAGUUGUGAAAGAGGUAAAUGCUGGACUUGAGUGCGGUAUUGGGAUGGAAGACUAUGACAACUGGGAAGAAGGAGAUAUCAUCGAGGCCUUCAACUCAGUUCAGAAGAAGCGAACCCUUGAAGAGGCAUCAGCUUCAAUGGCAGCUGCCUUGGAAGAGGUUGGCAUUGGAGUAUAGAGGCGGCUAGUUAAAGAAUGGGUUGCUUGUUAUUCCUGACAGAAUCAAUGCAUCCGCAGCAAAGAUGCACGGUGCCGUUGAUCGGUGGUUGACAUUGCUUUGCAGGUAUAAUAUCGAUGAGCUCCCUCCGCUGCAAUUUAUUUCGGAGUGCAGGGUGUUAACAAGGUUGCAGUCACUUGGUCCAUUGUUGUAAGCUAUUGUGCUGUAUAUAUUUAAUAUCUCAAUUUGUCAUCUGUAAAGAGUGAACACUUAAGUUCCUCAAGAUACAAUGCAGAAAAUACAAUGUAAUAUCUAACUGAAGAAAAGAAAUGGAGAUCAAAAGUUCAGUUUUGUCUUA
Molecule: messenger RNA, 3668 nt
Organism: Carica papaya (papaya)
Lineage: Eukaryota; Viridiplantae; Streptophyta; Magnoliopsida; Brassicales; Caricaceae
Gene: FUG1
Product: Translation initiation factor 2, small GTP-binding protein
Biological process (GO): translational initiation
Cellular component (GO): cytoplasm
Molecular function (GO): GTPase activity; translation initiation factor activity; GTP binding
Source: RefSeq, a predicted model, not a curated record